Molecule: messenger RNA, 1713 nt
Organism: Anopheles coustani
Lineage: Eukaryota; Metazoa; Arthropoda; Insecta; Diptera; Culicidae
Product: gustatory receptor for bitter taste 66a-like
Exons: 6
Coding region: 1-1713 (570 amino acids)
Biological process (GO): sensory perception of taste
Cellular component (GO): neuronal cell body; dendrite; membrane
Source: RefSeq, a predicted model, not a curated record
AUGGUUGCGAACAACCCUACCGGACGGGACAAACUGCAUCCCGAUGCACCAAAACCCCAACAAACUGAUGCAAGCAGCAGGAAAAGUUUUCUCCGGUCCCUCCGACCCCUGCACUGCCUAUCGACGGUGUUCGGUUUGUGGCCUUUUCUGACCUUGCAAUCGGCGGUCGUACCUAGCGGGCAGCAUGAACCCCUCCGCACCUCACGUUGGUGCUCGUCCUACUCGCUGUUGCUUAUGCUGGCGUACAGUGCGUUCCAUCUUUACAUCAACUACACCGAUUCGUACGGUGCGGGCAUGGGUGCGGAUGGCAGUGCGGAGGUGAACUUUGUGUCGAUCGUGAUCGACAUUUACAACCGGUACUCGGGACUGGUUUUGUUCUGGCUGCUGCAUAUCCUCGCCUUCGCGACCCAGCGCACCCUUGGGGACACAAUUGUCGGUGUCAUGCUGGUGGACGAACAGAUUGAGCAGCGCCUGUCGGUGACUCCCAACCAUUCGCGGUGGUGUCGAUUUAUUUGCCUGCACGUGACUUUUAUUUUCCUCGCCAUCGGCAUCUCCGAGUGGUACAACUGCAUCAUGUACAUGAGCGACUUCAUCCCGGCAUCGCAGUACUGCAUUUUCCAGUGCUUCAUCACGAUGCUGACCAGCUCGACGGUCGAAAUCCAGUAUAUGGCGCUCGUGAGCUUGAUCAAAAGUCGCCUCCAGCUGAUCAACGACCUGCUGGUGCAGUUGAACGCCUACGGGACCGACCAGGAGCGGGCUCAUUACGAGCAGCUGAUGGGUGGUCGCCCAUCCAUUGUCCACCCCGAAGGCUUUUCGACGCCACCGACGGUGAACUUCUUUCUCGAUGAAAUCGUGUCCACGUACGCCGUCCGGCGAUCGGGCACGAUUGAUGCCGCGAUCAACAUAAAUCCCCUCGCCAGACAGUCGUCAACCGGUAAUCCACCGCCAGCGAUUCCCGGCGGCGAUCAACAGAGCUGGCUGAAAAUCAAGCGGCUGCAGCAUAAAAUAAUUACGGUCAACCAGGCGCCUCCAUCGGAGCCCGACGCGGGGAACCGGAGCGCCCGCGGUCCGACUCAAUUUCCGCUCCUGGUGGCCAGCCUGAUGAAUUCUCAAUCGGCAGCGUGCGAACACAUCAGCAUGAAAAUAAUUAAUGAUAUAAAAAAUUUAUACACACAUUUGCAUUUAUUAUCGCUGAAUAUUAAUAAAGCGUUCGGGGCGCAGUUGAUUUUCAUCCUGAUGACGCUGUUCGUCACGCUCACCACGCUGCUCUACUACUGCACCAUGAAGCUGUUCCGCAUGCUCUGGCUCGGACAGCGGGCAUCGCUCGGCGAUUUGAUUACAACGUUCUGGGCAGUCCUGAGCACCCUCUCGUGGGCCUUCAUCUCCACGUUCCGGAUACUGCGGAUCUGCAGCGUGUGUAACUCGGCGAAAAGCGAGGCGCAAAAAAUCGGCAGCCUGAUACAUGGGCUGGGCUGGAAAACAAAUUGCCGCACCACCAAAGCGAUGGUUCGCGUACUAUCGCUGCAGCUCCAGCAGCAACGCAUCGAGUUUACCGCCGGUGGGUUGUUCGCCAUCGAUCACGGACUAAUGUUUAACAUCGUCGGCUCGCUGGCCACCUACCUUCUUAUAUUGAUACAAUUCGAUAUCGCGCAGAAUGGGGCGAAGUGGAAAUCGGACCCAACGGAGCGGCCGGCCGCGGACGGACGCCCGUGA